AUGGAUAACAUUAUGGGAUUCAUUGACACACUUUGCCAGGCCUUGCAAUGCAAUUCUCAAGAUAUUCUAAAUGCUUUGAAAUUAGUCUCAUCAACUAAAAAUCUCCUUCAAAAAUUCAGAGAAGAUUAUUGGGAUAUUUUUCUUGCCAAUGUGGUGUUAUUUUGCAAUCGAUAUAACAUUGAUAUACCUGAUUUGAGUUCUCGUUAUGUAGAGUUGAUGGAGUUAGAACAUAGAUUCAACAAUGAAGUAGUGGAACUUCUUACUCUUAGCUCUGCUUUGGAUCCUAGUGAUUCUUUUAAAUAUUUUAACGUGGAAAAGAUAUGCAAUCUUGCUGAGAAAUUCUAUCCUUGGGACUUCACUGUCCAAGAUGUUAAAACAUUGAAGUUUCAGUUGAUGCAUUAUCAACUUGAUGUAUCUACAAUUACGGAAAGAGUAUUUUCAAGCAUGAAACGUGUUGAAACUGCGAUGCGUAGCAGGAUUGGAGAUGCAUUUCUCGCUGACUGCAUGACCAUCAAUCUUGAACGGGAGCUUGUUUGGAAAAUUGACUUGGAGCCUGUUAUUGACGAAUUCAAGUCUUUAAAGACUCGUCGAGCACAACUUAGAUAA
This is a messenger RNA of Cornus florida, 606 nucleotides long. RefSeq lists its product as uncharacterized. The record is from RefSeq and is a predicted model, not a curated record. The transcript is spliced from 3 exons. Lineage: Eukaryota; Viridiplantae; Streptophyta; Magnoliopsida; Cornales; Cornaceae. The coding region runs from base 1 to 606 and encodes 201 amino acids.